Cuscuta epithymum is the source of this 1479-nucleotide messenger RNA. Lineage: Eukaryota; Viridiplantae; Streptophyta; Magnoliopsida; Solanales; Convolvulaceae. The record is from the annotation of a GenBank genome assembly.
GGCGGUGCAUUUUCCCGAGGAAGUGUCAUCAUUACGUUCCCAUCCCACGCACAGCGCGUGGGCCGGAAUACGCUCCUUGCCACGUGUCAGCCCCUCGUUGGUUUCCCCAUCGGUGUUUCUCCUAUAAAUGCCGGGUUUUCCCUCUGAAUUAGGGUUCCCAAUUUCUGCUAUCUUGCUUUCGACUUUCCGCAGCUCUUCAAGUCUUCUUCUCCGCUUCCGAAUUCGGCUAACCCCCUUGUAAGGUUCUCCGCCAGACAGAGACCAGAUGAAUCACGCCGAGUGCCUGAAGACAAGGAAGGCCAAGGCGGCCGCUGCUAAAGCCGCACUGGCGAAAGCCAAAAACGCCCCCCGCCUCGGAGUCCAACUCAUCGGCUUCUGAUGCUGCCCGGCGAACUGCUGAUGGUGAGCAGCAUUUAAUCGCCACCAUGCUGGCUCAGGGUUCUGGGGCCCCUGCUCUUGAAGCUGCCCUUCCACCGCCGGUCGUCCCUUCGAAGGCGGCCCCUCAAAGGGGGACGGAGAAGGUCCCUGAGAAGAAACAGAAGAGGGGCCGCGAGGCAGGCUCCACUGGUCCCCUGCUUGAAGAUGCCGGCUCUCUGCCGUUGAGCCGCCCGGCGGAAGAGCUUUGGAGGGAGAUGGCCCUCAAGGCCGGUCUCGAACUGCCCCGCCGUUCGUCCUCUGAGGCAACCAGCGCUGCCCUGGCAGCCGCUCUUCUGUCUGGGCUUCUGGUCCUUCAAGCCGAAGCUGCCCGGGAGGCCGACCUGAGAGAGGUCAAGGCCAAGGCCGAUGCGGCUGUCGCCACUGCCCGGGAGGCCGCCCGUCGAGCUGAGGCGGAGGCUGCAGCCAAGGGGAGGGAGAUUGCAGCCCUGCAGGCUGAAUCCCGCAGCCAGUUGGCCGGUCUUGAGAGAGCCGGUUUCAAGCUUGUUCCGGUGUUCCCUGCCGCCAGGGAUGCCGCUCCGGAGUGGUUGGUCGACACCUCCGGCUACAGGAACACCGGGGAAUUCAUGGAUUCCGCCAAGGAUUAUUGCGCCGGGGCCUUCGGUGAUGUAUUCUCUGCGGCGCUGGCGAAAAUCCCGCCCCGGCAGCGUCUGGCGUGCGGCGUGCGGAUCCUGGAGAGCUCCCCCUUGUCGCAUAAGUUCCUCUACGAGGUCGGCGACAGCUCCUUCGCCGCUGGCUACAAUGAGGGGGUCAAGGCCACUCUUCCCAUUUUCUCGAGGCUGCAGGGGGCCGACUUCGAGCUUGCUGCAAAUACAGACGACGAUCUGCUGCUUCAAGCCUUGGGGAAAUUGGGGAGAGACCAACGGUGGGAGGAGGCCAAGGCUAGAGGGGAAAUUCCGGAACCCCCGUCCCCCGAGCCCGAAACCGAGGAGGAGGAGCAGAUCCCGGGAGGCAGCCGGCCUGAGUCCCCUUUCAUGGUGUAAAUGUAACUUGUAAUCUUUUCAUUUUGCGCUUGUAAUGCCCGGCCGUUAGAGCCGAAGAAUA